Messenger RNA from Cydia fagiglandana, 7123 nucleotides. RefSeq names its product nuclear pore complex protein Nup98-Nup96 (gene Nup98-96). Gene Ontology annotation, molecular function: structural constituent of nuclear pore; RNA binding. Bases 203 to 5806 code for a protein of 1867 amino acids. NCBI's taxonomy places the organism in Eukaryota, Metazoa, Arthropoda, Insecta, Lepidoptera, Tortricidae. Gene Ontology annotation, cellular component: nuclear pore cytoplasmic filaments; nuclear pore. The record is from RefSeq and is a predicted model, not a curated record. The transcript is spliced from 48 exons. Gene Ontology annotation, biological process: telomere tethering at nuclear periphery; protein import into nucleus; post-transcriptional tethering of RNA polymerase II gene DNA at nuclear periphery.
GUGUUCUUGACAUUCGUGUGUGUAAUAAUUAAUUCUGCUGGAAAGUGAACAAUAUACCUAAGUGAUUUCAGUGACAUUCUCGAUUGUAUUUUUAUUGAUACCACUGGUUUAAAAUAUCGGACAUUUGUUUAUUGUAUCAACCAUGACUCCAGUCUGAAGACGGUGUAAGUGUGUUCAGAAGUUGAGCAGCACCUUGGCCACUAUGUUCCAGAAACCAACCUUCGGAGCCAAUUCCUCGGGCUUCGGCUCCUUCAAUGCGGGCGCAACGACAUCCUCUCCCUUCGGCGGGGGCUUCAAGAGCACCACCAACAGCGCGUUUGGAGCCCCGCCGGCCUUCGGGGCCGCCGCGCAGCCCGCCGCCGGGGGCGGUUUGUUUGGUGCGACCAACACUUCAAGCGGAGUCUUUGGCACGACAAACACAUCUGGGUUUGGUUCAGGAGGAGGCUUCGGGGGGUUCGGAGCCAGCUCGUCGGGUGGGGGCCUGUUCGGGGCCUCGCAGCCCGCUCCGCUGUUUGGGGCCCAGCAGCAGCAGCCUUUCCAGGCGAAACCAGCUGGUUUUGGGUUCGGCGGCACAUCAACGAGUACAGCGGGUGCCGCGCCAGGCUCGACGCUGUUCGGCGCCGCGCCGGCCGCGGGCGGCAUGUUCGGCCAGCAGCCCGCCAUGGGCGGCACGCUGUUCGGCAAUAAUACCGGAGGCUUCGGACAACAGCAAACUGCCACGGGUACAGCUCACGCGAAAUACAACCCAGUGGUCGGCACCGACGUGGUCGUCAAGUCCGGGACUUCGCAGAACAUCAACAUCAAGCACCAUUGCAUCACUUGUAUGAAGGAAUAUGAGAACAAAUCUUUGGAAGAGCUGAGGCUUGAGGAUUACACGGCGGGCCGCAAGGGGGCGCAGGGGGGAGGGGUGUUUGGUUUUAGUCAGCCGCAGGAGAACAAACCACUUUUCGGCGGUUCCACGUUCGGCGCGCCGGCCACGACGAGCGCGGGCGUGUUCGGCGGCGGCGCGCUCGGCGCCUCCUCCGCCGGCUUCGGGAACACCAGCACAUUUUCAUUCGGCGGCGGCGCGCAAAACACGACGCAAACUAAUUCCUUGUUUGGAGCCAGCAAACCUGCCUUCGGGGCCACCUCCACCGUCGGUACUGGCUUGUUCGGAGCGACAACCACACAGACCCCUACAUUCGGCACUACCACGUCUACUUUUGGAGGGUUCGGGACAAACACAGCCACACAGCCAAGCACAGGGCUGUUCGGUGCGAAGCCGGCCACGACCGGUUUCGGCGCCACGCCCAGCUCGGGCUUCGGCUCCUUCGGCGCGGGCGGCGGCCUGUUCGGCGCCAAGCCCGCCGCGCAGCCGCCCGCCUUCGGCCAGACCGCACCCGCAUUCGGCUCCCUGAACACAUCUGGUUUUGGCACAACGACGAGUACCUCAGGCGGUCUGUUUGGGGCCAACAACACAUUUGGCAAGCCUGCGACACAGCCCACAUUCGGCUUCAAUCAGCCCACGCUCGGUGGCGGUCUGGGCACCAACACGUUCCAAGCGAAGCCGGCCGGGCCCGCGUUCGGGUCCCUCGGCGGAGGCUCGCUGUUCCAGCAGCCGCAGCAGCAGAACACCUUCAAAACUGAUGGCUUAGGAGGCGGGCUGGGCGGCGGUAUGUUCGGCAACACGAGUGGUCUCGGCGGCCUGGGUGGUCUGGGCACGCAGCAGACAUUCGGCACGAAUACCAGCUUCAUGGGACAGAGCGGUCUAUCAGCGGCCCCUCAAAACAACGUGCACGAGCAGAUACUUUCGCUAGUCGCUCGGCCCUACGGUGACUCGCCGCUCUUCAAAGACUUGGUCCCUGAUUCCACAACGGCGGAAGAUGCUCUAAAACCCACUAACCCGGCGGCGGUCGCGGCAGUCCUGGCCAACGACGCUAACUACAGGGUCGGCUCCUCUGUCUCGCGGCUCAAAGUGUUGCCCAGGGCCACCUCGCACCCACAGAAAUCUCUGUUCGACGGUCUGGAAGAGUACGACGCGAGUUUAGAAGACCAGCUGACGCUGAAGCCGAGCAGAAAGCGUCUCGUACUGAGACCCAAGAACACCCACACACCGGAACUAGAAACACAAAACAGAUCUUCGGACGAGCAGAACCACAGAGACGUGCCGACCCAGACGGAGAAAGAACGGACGGAGGUGACCUCUAACGGGGACCCGGACGGACGACGGAGCCUCAGCAAUAAUAACAAUAUAGAACUCAGUUCAGAGAAACAUGCCAGUUGGCUCAGUUCUCCAAAGGCUCCAUGGAACGAUAAGGACAAGCAAAGCGAGGAAGAGCCUACUUCCCGACUCUAUCCUGAUUUAGAUAAGGAGUUACCGCCACAGUUUCCCGAACGUCGGUCCAGUUGGCUGACAACGAAGCCCCUUCGGAAACCGCUGGCCUCCGCCGCCGAAACGUCAGCCGAACAUUCAUUACGGGAACUCGGCGUCAGGAGCGAGAGAGACAAGGAGAACAUCGACAGCUUGUCCGUUUCAGAGGAGGAGAGUAUGGCUCGCGAGCCGCCACCCGCCGCGCCGCACCCGGCCGGCGUCAAACUAACCAGACCUGGCUACUACACCAUACCAUCGUUAGAAGAGAUGGUCGCAUACAUGCGUCCGGAUGGUUCGUGCGUGGUCCCACACCUGACUAUCGGUCGAAAGAACUACGGGAAUGUGUUCUACGACUGCGAGGUCGACGUUGCCAACCUAGAUCUCGACGCGCUAGUACAUUUCCUAAACAAGGAGGUGAUAGUAUAUCCGGAAGAUUCAGACAAGCCGCCAGUAGGCCAAGGGCUGAACCGGCGCGCCGUGGUCACGCUCGACCGCAUCUGGCCGCGGGACAAGACGGAGAAGACCCCCAUCACGGACCCGGAGAGAUUACUAACGAUGGACUACGAGGGCAAGCUGCGCCGUGUGUGCGACAAACACGACACUAAGUUCAUCGAGUACCGCCCGCAGACCGGCAGUUGGGUGUUCCGGGUGGAGCAUUUCAGCAAGUACGGCUUAACCGAUUCCGAUGAAGAGGACGAUCCAACGCCGAUCGUGCUCAAGCGGCAGCUGGUCAACGAAACUUUGCAGAAAAAUGCUGCGCCAGCUCAAAUACCACCAGUAUCAGCAGCGCCCGGCCUCGGCGGUCUCGGCCCCGGCCUCGGAGGCCUCAGCAGCUUCGCCGGCCCCGGGCUCGGCGGCCUCGGCCUCAGCGGGCCCGGCCUCGGUGGCCUCGGGGCGCCGGGAUUGGGAGAUGAUAGCUUGUAUGCUAUGCAGCAUACGUCUCUUGAUCUGCUAGGACAGGCGGGGAAAGCCUUUGAUAUGGACACGACAGAAGACAAUGGCGAGCCUCAGAGCCUCUACGACUCUACCAGAGGUUUCGGAGUGAAGAGUCCCACAGCAGAGCUGGCGCGGUUGGAGAACAGACAGAGCCACCAUGUUCAAUUGAUGAAGGCGUCCAUUUACGCUGAUGACAUGGAUAUGGACGACGGCACGUCAACGUCGACGGGCGACCAGCAAGUCCCCGCGCCGCGGAGCGUGUUCCGUCUGGCCCCGCGCGACAACUUGCCCCCCGUCGUAGAGGAGACCGGGGCAUUGGUGCACUUACCUGACAUAUCGACCGGCGUGGAUCUGCCUAUGCGGCCUCUCAUCGUGAAUCCAGAGAAAAUAGUACUCAAGUACCAUAGGAAAGUGCUGCCGUUCAAACUGACUAUAGCUGGUAAACUGGACGCGGCUUGCAUAGCGGAUCUGUCAGUGAGUCGCGCGCGCCACAGUCGCGUGGGGUUCGGUCCCGGCGGCGCCAUGGUCUUCGCGUCCACGUAUGACGCACUCGUCGACCUGCCCAGAGCGGCACAGCUGUCAGAGAUCGGCAAAUACGUCGCGGGGCGAGCUGAAGACGACUGGAGCGAGCCGGUGGUCGCCAGGCUGGCCAUAGGACAAACUGACACCACAACCAACUUUAUGGCCACGCUCACCAAGCAGAUGGAAACACUCCUGGAGUGGUCGACGUCUUUACCCGCUGAGGAAUCAGCCGGGGAGCACUGUCCGCGGCUCACGCUGAAAGAGGCGCCGCGGGACAGGAGGGAAGCCCUGCGGGCGCUGCGCGAGCACGCGGCGCAGGACCGGGACAGGAAAACUAAGUUUGGCGUGUCGGGAGCUUACUGCUACGAAGUGUGGACGCUGUGCGAGGCUCUGUGGGGCGCUGACUUAGAUAACGGCGGCGUUCCCGGUACAGAUGACUUGUCUGUAGUGAACCGUCACCGGGAGCUGCUCCGUUGGCUGACGGAGGCGGUGGCCGCCAUCACCGACCGCGAGCUAGAGCGGCCGUGCAAACCGGAGCCGGAGGAUGAGACAGACGGGCACAGUGCGCGUGUAUGGACCCUACUAUUAGGCGGACGGUUGCUGGAGGCCUGCAAGGUCUCUAGAGACCACGGAGACAUGCACAUGGCCACGCUCAUCGCGCAAGCGGCUGGAGACGGCGUAUUCCGCAGCCUCAUAGCUCGUCAGCUGUCUCAAUGGCGAGAGUGCGGAGCCGAAAGCGCAGUGUCAGCCCACCGACUGGCCUCCUUACAACUCCUCGCCGGCUUGGAGAGCCCCCGGACCAAGCUUAUGGAGGGAGACUGGCUGCAGACGCUACAUGCCACUGCCAGAUACAUCUGCGCCCCCGUGCCCUCGCUCGAGCACGUGGUCCGCACGUACGAGAGCUUCUUCGUAUCGGAGCCGGAAGGCGAGGCCGACCUCACCACAGUGCUCGACGAGCAGGCCGAGCUCAAGUGCCCCCUGCCCCCCUAUAUGGGGGAGUAUGACGUCACCGUGCACGAUAACGGCAAGCAACGCCGCGUGCUCGACCUACGCUACGAGUUGAUCAGGGCUCGAGCCUUCAACCACCGCCCGAAACUGCACCCUGCCGCCUACACCCCCGACCCUACCGACUACAGUUUAAGUUUCCUGCUCGGCGUGUGGUUCGGGAGCCCCUCUAUAGAGAGCAUCACCGGGGUCGCGGAGCAACUAGAGGCGGCCGGAGCGUGGCAUCUCGCCGUGCAGGCGCUGGCUCACCACCCUAACGAUGCCGCACGGGGCCAUUUAAUCCGCGGCGUGCUGUCCCGCCACGCGCCGGCGCGCGCCGACACGCCGGAGCUGCGCGCGCGCCUGGAGCUGGUGGCGGCGCUGCGCGUGCCGCGCCGGUGGCUGCUGCUCGCGCAGGCGCACCGCGCCAAGUACGAGCACCUACCGGCGGUGGAGGCGGAGCACCUAGUCGGAGCGGAGCAGUGGAACGCCGCGCACAAGGUGCUGCUAGAAGAACUGCUGCCCGAAGCUGUGUUGGCCGAUGACCUGCGCAGUAUAGCACCGCUGCUCGAGCAGCUAAACGAGGCCGCGGGACGUCACGAGGUCAGCGGCUGGCAGCGCGGGGGGCAAGCGCUGCACCACUACAUCCGGGUGUGCGACGAGAUUCGUAGCCUAGUAUCGUGUAUGGAGGCCGACCGCGAGAGCGUCCAGACACGCUUAGAGGCCUUGCGGCCUCGCGUGGCCGCCGCCUGCCGCGCCCAAGCGGGUCUCACUGUCAAGACCCCGCGGCACUCGGCGGCGCGCGCCGAGAUGGGCGCGCGGCUCCUGCAGCUGGCGGUGGCGGCGCGCGAGCCGCCGCAGCACCUGGCCGCAUUAUUGGCCGCGCUGCCGCUGCCGCCCGACUGCACCGCCACCGCCCGCCAGAAGAUCACGAUGGAGCUCGCCGAGCAGGCUUCAGAAAUGUGCAUAGAAUCGUCAGACACAUCCCCACACAGACCCACGAUACAGGCGUAAACUACUAGCGGUAUUAAAUAAAUAAUAGUACUAUACUGCAAAACGUAAUUCAAGACCAAAAAAGUAAGACAAUGUUCCCACUGCAAUAAUUUGUUUGUAUAAUAGUAAAUUCGUUUUGAUAAAUACUCACGCUAUGAUAAUUUAUUUAUUAGUAACUUUACUCCUACGAUUUAAAAAAGUACUUCUAUUUACUUAUUUGUACAUAAAUACAAGGCGCGCUAGUAAAAAAGUGGCAACAUUUCUUACUUUUUUUUUGGUCUUGAAUUACGUUUUGCAGUUUACGUACAGAAGGUAAAGCUCUGGUUUCCUAGGAUAGCGUUGCCGUCAUAUAGCGGCCGUCUCAAAAUACUACUCAUCCUUGUUUAGCCGUAUUAUUUUGUAUGGAGACGGCUGCUAUAUGACGGAACCGCUAUCCUAGGAAAACCGAGCAUUACAAAACGCGUCUAUUACGACAGAUAUGGCCGCUAGGUGGCGCAAGCGCGAGGCGUCCCACACAGACCCACGAUACAGGCGUAAAGUAGUAGCGGUAUAAAAUAGUUGUGGUCAAAGAAUAGGGGGUAUUACUGCAAUGUUCUGCCGCCAGAGUGCAGCACUAUGCUAGCUAGUUAACCGAUUCGGAGCUGAUGACACGCAUGCCGUGUCAUCAAUGUUUUUUUACGUGUGGCGUAUGACACGGGAGGAGUGUCAUCAUAUUAUAUGGCGCAUGGCAUGGCUGCCGUGUCAUGAAAUGAUUAUUCCGCGCCACAGCUUAUAAAAGUUUUCGAAAAUGGAACGCGCAACGAAUCGGUUAACCAUAGAGUAACUUUAUACAUAAACUGUUUUUUGAUAAGUUUUCACAGACAAUAAAAUAUGACAUCAAGGCGGUUUGUUAACAAGAGCCUAGCGGGAAACGCGUAAAUCGAAAGUUAGUUAUCUGUCUCUCUAUCAAUCGAAUAGGCAAGAGUGAUAGAGAGGCAAUAACCGAACUUUCGAUUGUCGUGUUUCACGGUAGGCCAUGCGAUUUAGCUAGUGCCGCCCUCUAUGCAGAGGUUUGCGUAAUAUUCCCUAUUUCUUGUGGAAGACUAGUAAGGCUCCGUACAUUCGAUAACUCUGGUUGUCAAAAUUUUACGUUUGACAAUCCAGUUAUCAAAAAUCAUGGCGCCAUCUACUUCAGCUACCAAACUCGGGGCGUUCAUACCCACUUAUUCAUAAAACUUUACGGGCUUGAUUUAGUUAAAUUAUGUUUUAUGGACCCGGGUAAGUCCUUAAACCACGUCCAAGACCACCGGUGGACGGGCAGCAGCAUCCCUCAAAUUCGGUGUACUCGACUGCGAUCGC